UAUAUAAGGCCCAGAUAGGCAAAGGCGCUCAACUUAACGCGUGCUUCUAGCCCCCUCGUACACAGUUACCAAUUGCACUUCCUCAGGACCUCGCGGCAGAAACUAUGGCUGCCAAGCUCAUCGCUUUCUUCACUGUGAUCGCCACAGCGGCGGCGGCCGCUGUCGUGCCCGGCUACCCAGCCCCAGCCCCCGUCGUCAAAUACGCCCCCGCAGCUCCCGCCUACGCACCCGCCUACGCCCCACACGCACCCGCCUACGUCGCACACGCACCCGCCUACGCCCCACACGCGCCCGCCUACGCUCCACACGCCGCCCCCGCAGUCCACGUCCCUGUGGCUGGAUACGCCAAAGCCCCCGCCUACGAUGCCGACUACGACGCUAACCCAUCUUACAGCUACGCCUACGAUGUCCAGGACGCUGUCACCGGCGACUCAAAAUCCCAGCACGAAUCUAGACAAGGUGACUCCGUUUCCGGAAGCUACAGUUUGACCGAGCCCGACGGCAGCCGCAGGACAGUCGACUACACGGCCGACCCCGUCAACGGCUUCAACGCCGUCGUCCACAAGGACGUCGACGCCCACCCCGUCGCCAAGCCCGCACCCUACGCAGCCCCGGUCGCCGUCGCCCCCAAGGUCGUCGCCCCCGCCCCCUACGCCCCCGCACCGCGCUACGUCGCCCCCUACGCCAGGCCGGCCGCCUACCACGCCCCAGCCCCCGUCGCCUACCACGCACCUGCGCCAGUCGCCUACCAUGCGCCUGCACCAGUUGCCUACCAUGCACCUGCACCAGUUGCCUACCAUGCGCCUGCACCUGUAGCGCCGGUUGCCUACCAUGCCCCUGCGCCGGUCGCGUACCACGCGCCCGCACCAGCGUACGCUGCCCCAGUCUAUGCUCAUCACUACUACGCCCCACACGCGCCCGCCUACGUCGCACACGCACCCGCCUACGCCCCACACGCGCCCGCAUACGCUCCACACGCCGCCCCCGCAGUCCACGUCCCUGUGGCUGGAUACGCCAAAGCCCCCGCCUACGAUGCCGACUACGACGCUAACCCAUCUUACAGCUACGCCUACGAUGUCCAAGACGCGGUCACCGGCGACUCAAAAUCCCAGCACGAAUCUAGACAAGGUGACUCCGUUUCCGGAAGCUACAGUUUGACCGAGCCCGACGGCAGCCGCAGGACCGUCGACUACACGGCCGACCCCGUCAACGGCUUCAACGCCGUCGUCCACAAGGACGUUGACGCCCACCCCGUCGCCAAGCCCGCACCCUACGCAGCCCCCGUCGCCGUCGCCCCCAAGGUCGUCGCCCCCGCCCCCUACGCCCCCGCACCGCGCUACGUCGCCCCCUACGCCAGGCCGGCCGCCUACCACGCCCCAGCCCCCGUCGCCUACCACGCACCUGCGCCAGUCGCCUACCAUGCGCCUGCACCAGUUGCCUACCAUGCACCUGCACCAGUUGCCUACCACGCGCCUGCACCUGUAGCGCCGGUUGCCUACCACGCCCCUGCGCCGGUCGCAUACCACGCGCCCGCGCCAGCGUACGCUGCCCCAGUCUAUGCUCAUCACUAAACUUCUGUUACCUAUCUUUGUUGUAUUAUUUUUAAUGAAGAGGUUACCUGUUUCUAUUCUAA
Bemisia tabaci is the source of this 1633-nucleotide messenger RNA. The record is from RefSeq and is a predicted model, not a curated record. Lineage: Eukaryota; Metazoa; Arthropoda; Insecta; Hemiptera; Aleyrodidae.